AUGGCGAUAUUGGAGAGAUCUCCGUUUAUUUUCCCGGAUGUUUUAUUUCAUACUGAGGAGGAUAGACAUGCUUGGGAAUAUUAUGUGCGGCUGGUAUCCUCGAAUGUACCGGCGCUGGAUGGUCCCGACAAUCCAUACCGGCAAUUAUCAUUCACGGCGUUGACGUCGCCAAUUUUACUUGAGACUAUUGUCUGCAUCGCGACAGAGCACAUGCUUAACUUUGGCCUGGGAACGGUGUCAACGGCAGCACAGCGCCAGCAACAAAUGCUCAGAACCAUUGGACAUAGCCUACAUGGCAUAGAUGCGACAGGAAUCCACAUGACGGGCUCCGCAGCAAACAAUAUAGAUCACGAAGCACUCCUCACGGCAGUUGUCCUCCAGGGGUGGUGGUGGCCCAGUCGGCCGACGGCGUCCUAG
Messenger RNA from Penicillium maclennaniae, 417 nucleotides. RefSeq lists its product as uncharacterized. The transcript is spliced from 2 exons. Lineage: Eukaryota; Fungi; Ascomycota; Eurotiomycetes; Eurotiales; Aspergillaceae. The record is from RefSeq and is a predicted model, not a curated record. The coding region runs from base 1 to 417 and encodes 138 amino acids.